Molecule: messenger RNA, 360 nt
Organism: Fraxinus pennsylvanica
Lineage: Eukaryota; Viridiplantae; Streptophyta; Magnoliopsida; Lamiales; Oleaceae
Source: the annotation of a GenBank genome assembly
AUGUCUUGUAUUAUAAAUCAAGAAAUUCAAAAGUUUUACUGGCCAACACACUCAUCCAAGUCCGCUGAUGUCUCGAGCAAACACUGUGCUGCACUGACGCCGUGCUCGGGAUUCUCGACCAGUGCAUCUACCGCCACAUCUAUACCGUUGCAGCUGCAAAUGUGUUUAUCAUCCGUUGGAGCUGAUCAAGUCUAUUGCAACUAUUCUACACCAUUGAAUCUAGGUUUUAUGGGUUCUACGAAUAUUAACCGUGCUACAAUUGAGCACCAGAAGCGCUUUUGCACCCCACCUUCUGCUUUGAUAACAGAUUAUGGGCUUCUCCAAGAUAUUGUGCCCUCAACUGUGAGAAUAGAAGAGUAA